AUGAAAUUGUUCGAGGCGUUUGAAGAUCUCAGAACGUGGUUGAGUUAUGCAGGUACUUAUCAGCAGACAUGCAUAGAUGGCCUUGAAAACGCCUCAAAUGGAUUGAUUAGUAUUAUGGUUCAAAACCUUAAGAAUUCCACUGAAUAUACUAGCAAUAGUGGGGCCAUCAUUAUCUCAAUUGAAGAGUCUAUUGGUUCAUUGGGGGGGAUUGGAAGGAAUCGUUUGAUGAGUUUCAGUGGCAGUGCAGAGCCAAAUUGGUUGUCUUUUAAGGACAGGAAACUUCUGCAAGCUCCGAGUUCAAAGAUUAAGGCAGAUGUCGUGGUGGCGAAAGAUGACUCUGGAAAAUACAAGACUAUUUCAGCAGCCCUUGAGGCUGUGCCGGAGAAGAGUAAAAAGAGAUUUGUCGUCUAUGUGAAGAAGGGACUUUAUGUCGAAAAUGUUAGGGUCGAGAAGACAAAAUGGAAUGUUAUGAUCCUUGGCUAUGGACAGGAUGAAACCAAUGUUUCUGGCAGCCUCAAUUUCGUUGAUGGAACUCCCACAUUUCAAUCUGCAACAUUUGCUGUGUUUGGACAAGGAUUUAUAGCUCGAGACAUGGGUUUCCGCAACACUGCUGGAGCUUCCAAGCAUCAGGCAGUGGCCUUGAUGUCGACUGCUGAUCUUUCUGUCUUCUACCGGAGCAAUAUAGACGCAUUCCAAGAUACUCUCUACUCACAUUCCAAUCGCCAAUUCUAUAGUGAAUGCAGCACAUAUGGCACAGUCGAUUUCAUCUUCGGGAAUGCAGCAGUUGUGCUCCAGAACUGCAACAUUCUUCCCAAGAAGCCCAUGCCUGGCCAACAGAACACUAUCACUGCACAAGGCAAGAUCGACCUGAAUCAGAACACCGGAAUUUCAAUUCAAAAUUGCACCAUUUUGCCCGCUGGAAAUCUCACUGGAGUCGACACAUUCUUGGGGAGGCCUUGGAAAAAUUACUCCACAACUGUUUACUUGCAAAGCAUGAUGGGAAGUUUCAUUGAUCCAGAGGGGUGGUUGCCAUGGGUGGGCACAAGUGCACCAGACACCAUAUUCUAUGCUGAAUUCCAGAACUUUGGCCCUGGAGCUGUGACCAAAAAUAGGGUCGAUUGGAAAGGAUUGAACCUCAAUAUUACUACUAAGCAGGGUAAAAAGUUUACUGUUAAAUCAUUCAUUAAUGGGCAGAAAUGGCUUCCAGAUGCAGGUGUUGGCUUCAAAUCUGACCUUUAA
Fraxinus pennsylvanica is the source of this 1239-nucleotide messenger RNA. The record is from the annotation of a GenBank genome assembly. Lineage: Eukaryota; Viridiplantae; Streptophyta; Magnoliopsida; Lamiales; Oleaceae.